Molecule: messenger RNA, 1150 nt
Organism: Eucalyptus grandis
Lineage: Eukaryota; Viridiplantae; Streptophyta; Magnoliopsida; Myrtales; Myrtaceae
Exons: 3
Source: RefSeq, a predicted model, not a curated record
UCUCACCAAUCAAGCACAACCGUCCAUGGCAUCCCUGGCGCUCUCUCUCAAGCUCCCAAACCCUCUCUCCUCAUCAUUCUCUCCUCAUCAUGCAGGCGCAGGGUCGUCCGCCAACUCAACGUCACAUGCUCUCCUUUCACUCCUCACCGCCACCCGACUCCACAGCCACUCCUUGUCUUCUCCUCUCUCCCGCUUCUCCUCCAAGACUACUCCUUCGAACCCCACAAGGCCCACUUUCUCUGCAAAUCCUACCGGUUCUUGGACGACCGUGAAGAAGACGACGACGGCGAAGAAUUGGAUGAUUGCAGCUUCGGCGAAGCCGUGGCGCUGUUCAACAGGAGAGAGUACUACAAGUGCCACGACUUCCUCGAGGCGCUAUGGAACAGAGCCGAAGAGCCGAGGAGGACUCUCGUUCACGGGAUUCUGCAAUGCGCCGUCGGGUUUCAUCACCUCUUCAACCAGAACCACAGAGGGGCGAUGAUGGAGUUGGGAGAGGGGCUUUGCAAGCUGAGGAAGAUGGACUUCGAAGAUGGUCCGUUUCAUCAGUUCGAGAGGGAGGUUUCUGCGGCUCUGGACUUCAUUUACCAAACUCAGAUUGAACUGGCAGCCUGUACUGAGGAACUGUGUAUUGCAAUGGAUAGAUCAGAGAGAUCCUACCAGCUUCUAGGGGGCUAUGGUGCCGGGCAGAACCUGUAUCGUCUAGAACUUGAUCAUGACGCGAAGAUAUACAUUGUUUUCUGUCCGGAGAGAGACUAUAUGAAGACUGUGUCACCACCUCAGAUUAAGCUUCCGACUCUAAAUGCAUCCGAAGAAGAUUUUCUCAAUUUCAGGUGAGUGCUUGUGACAUUGCGGGAGAAUAAGGAGACAAAAAGAAAGAGAUGACAGUUAAGAGAGGGCUUGGAACCGGCAAAAAGAGUUGGGCAUAUUCUAACUUUUUGUGCACAUCAUUAGGUGCCUAUAGAUGCACGCCAUCUAGAUUGGUCUGAAGUACAUGAUUGAGGUCUUUACAACUUAUUACACAUCAAAAAGCAUCUCUUCUGGGUCCAUCAAUCCUCUCAUUUAAACGGGAAAGAGAGUGAGGACUCCAUAAGGCUAAUUUGUCAACAUUUCUUUGAUAAAAUCAGUCGAAUGGGAAUGUCUUCUAAAUAAA